Messenger RNA from Lodderomyces pseudojiufengensis, 2514 nucleotides. It is a transcript of the gene ALR1, whose product is annotated as Mg(2+) transporter. The coding region runs from base 1 to 2514 and encodes 837 amino acids. Gene Ontology annotation, biological process: intracellular magnesium ion homeostasis; magnesium ion transmembrane transport. Gene Ontology annotation, cellular component: plasma membrane. The record is from RefSeq and is a predicted model, not a curated record. The transcript has a single exon. NCBI's taxonomy places the organism in Eukaryota, Fungi, Ascomycota, Pichiomycetes, Serinales, Debaryomycetaceae. Gene Ontology annotation, molecular function: magnesium ion transmembrane transporter activity.
AUGUCUGACUCAGAAAGUUUAUUCCAACCUACAAAUAGCAAUCAUCAAAGUCAUUUGCAUACUGAUGAAAUUCUUAAUGAUCAUAGAAAUCAAAUGACCAAUUCAAGUUGUGCUGUUUCCGAAGAUGAAGAUGAAGAUACAAAUGAUCCAAAAAAUCAAUCAAUUAACAAUCAAGAAUCAUCCGGGGCUGUAAAAAAUCCAACAUCAACACUUAAUACGAAUCAUAAUCAACAUCAAAAAACUGAAAGUUUUUCAAUUGAUAGCGGAAGAAAAAAGUCUAUAAGAAGAUCAUCUGGAAGAAGAGUAUCCAUGAGUGAUAAUAUUAAUAACCAAUUUCAAGGUAAUACUCAACCAAAUAGAUCUUAUAUGACUUCAUUAAGAAAAGAUUUUUACUUAAAAGAAGAUGAUGAUUUAUUACCAUUACCAAUUAAUAGUCAAGUCAUUUCAUCAUCAUCAAAUACUGCUGGUAAUUUAUCAACUCCUCCACCAUUACAUCUGAAUAAAUCAAGACGUAGAUCAACUUUGGAUAACUUACCACCAAUUAUUAAAAAAAAAACUGCUCGUUCAAAUUCAAAUAAUUUUGAAAGUGAUGUGUUAAGUCCAAUGAUUAAAACUAAAACUAAUGAAAGUUUUCUUAUUGUUAAUAAUGCAAAUGGUGAAGAAAUUAAAGUAAGAAGACAAUCACGCUCUUCAAUCGAUAGUGAAGCUGACUCUCAUGGUUCAAGAAGUUCACAAGAAACAGAAGAAGAUGUUUGUUUUCCAAUGAUGCGUGAACAUAUUAAAAUUAAUGGUAUUGAUUUUGAUGAAAUUGAUGAGUUUAUAAGAGAAGAAAGAGAAGAAGCAGAAUUACAAAAAGAAUUUAUUUCAAAAAAUAAACUGAUUAUUGAAGAUAUUACUAUUGAUCAACAAAAUGGUGGUGGUAAAAGAAAUAAUAGUUCAGGAAUUAGUAGACAACCAACAAGUAAUGCUGCUUUAAAAUAUACUCCUAAAAAUAUUUUAAAAACUUUUCAACAACGUUCAGAAGAAGUUCAAGAUUCAGCAACAACUUCUUCAUCAAUAGAUGAAAUUAAAAUUAAACAUGAAAGUUCAGAAGAUGAUGAUAAAUCAUCAAUUGAACAAGUUAAAUUUGGUGGAGCUAGGAUUUCUGAUGGUGCUAAUGGUGGAUUACCUGAUAGAUUUUCAUUUUUCCAUUCUGAAAAUGAAGAAACAGUUCAUGCACCUGAUAUUCCUUCAUUAGUAUCAAAUGGACAAUCAAUUAGAGAAUUAUUUCAUAAUGGUGAAGAAACUUGGUGGUUAGAUUGUACUUGUCCAACUGAUGCUGAAAUGAAAAUGUUGGCAAAAGCUUUUGGUAUACAUCCUUUAACAGCUGAAGAUAUUAGAAUGCAAGAAACUAGAGAAAAAGUUGAAUUAUUCAAAAGUUAUUAUUUUGUUUGUUUCCACACAUUUGAACCUGAUAAAGAAUCAGAAGAUUAUCUUGAACCAAUUAAUGUUUAUAUUGUUGUUUUUCGUGAUGGUAUACUUACUUUUCAUUUUUCACCAAUUUCACAUCCUGCUAAUGUUAGAAGAAGAGUAAGACAAUUGAGAGAUUAUGUUGAUGUUACAGCUGAUUGGCUUUGUUAUGCAAUGAUUGAUGAUAUUACAGAUAGUUUUGCACCAGUAAUUCAUGGAAUUGAAUAUGAAGCAGAUGCAAUUGAAGAUGCAGUUUUCACAGCUAGAGAUACUGAUUUUAGUAAUAUGUUACAAAGAAUUGGUGAUUCUAGAAGGAAAGUUAUGACAUUAAUGAGAUUAUUAUCUGGUAAAGCAGAUGUUAUCAAAAUGUUUGCAAAAAGAUGUCAAGAUGAAGCUAAUAUUGGUUAUCAAAGACAACAACAAAGACAAAGAGAUCAAUUAAUUUCACCUCAUUCAUCAUCCAGUAACAUUUAUGGUAUGAACAAUCAAUCCUCAUCUGGUGGUGGUUCACAACAACAGCAACAGCAACAGCAACAACAACAACAACAGCAACCAACUAGUUCAUGGGCUCAAAAUAACGCUUACAAUGCUCGUCCAAGAGCAGACAUUGCAUUAUAUUUGGGUGAUAUUCAAGAUCAUAUAAUUACUAUGUUUCAAAAUUUACUUGCUUAUGAAAAAAUAUUUUCAAGAUCUCAUUCAAAUUAUUUAGCUCAAUUACAAGUUGAAAGUUUUAAUUCUAAUACUAAAAUUUCAGAAAUGUUUUCAAAAGUUACUAUUAUUGGUACAAUGUUGGUUCCUUUGAAUUUAGUUACUGGUUUAUUUGGUAUGAAUGUUAAAGUUCCAGGAGAAAAUUCAAGUAUUGCUUGGUUUUUUGGAAUUUUAGGUGUUUUAUUAUGUGUUAUAGUCAUUAGUAUAUUUUUUGCUAAUUGGUGGUUGAAAAGAAUGAAUAAUCAAAUUAACGGUGCUCCAAGACCAGUAUUUAAUUCAAGAAGAAGUAUUAAAAGUUUAGGUAUGAAAAGAAAUGGAGCAAAAUCAAUCAUAAGUUUUCCAAAUAAAUAUGAAUAA